Messenger RNA from Cucumis melo (muskmelon), 1905 nucleotides. RefSeq names its product protein WVD2-like 4. Gene Ontology annotation, molecular function: microtubule binding. NCBI's taxonomy places the organism in Eukaryota, Viridiplantae, Streptophyta, Magnoliopsida, Cucurbitales, Cucurbitaceae. The coding region runs from base 147 to 1601 and encodes 484 amino acids. The transcript is spliced from 9 exons. The record is from RefSeq and is a predicted model, not a curated record.
UCUUCUACUUCAAUUCAAUCACUGUCAUCAUACUGUUCACACAAUUCUCUGAUCUUUAUUGGAAUUUGAGUUUUUGUUCUUUGCUGCUUUUGUUUAAAUUCAAGACAACCCAAUUUGUAUUGGGACGGUUGCAUAUUGAUUUUGUGAUGGAAUCUGAAAAUGGAGUUAAUGUGGAGGAUGAGAGUUGUGCAGUUGAGACACCACAACCGAAUAAUUCAGUUGUGGAUUUGACAAAAGAGGGUGAGAAUGGUGACAGUGUUCAAAAAGCUCCCACUCGGAAAGAGAUUUCGGAACCAGUGGCAGAAUCUGAAAACCUUAGUUCUUCCAAAAAGAAGAUACAAGCAUCUAUAACUGUUCCCAAGAGUAAAAAUGUAAAAGCUUCGAAGGAACCUGGAACAGCGGUAGGUUCUUCAAAGAACAACAAGCUGGCUAAGGAGAAACCAACCUUAACAGGCUUUGCCCAGUCUCCCCGACCAAACAGGCGAGUUCUUUCUCAGAGCCUUUCGUUUCCUGCAAGAGGCGCUAGUACUGAUGUCAUGGACAAGAGCAUUGACAAAUAUCCGGUUAAAACAGUCGCCAAGCGCACAGUGGAAAAUGGUACUAAAUCAAGGUCCCAAAUUUCAGAGGAUUCUCAGUUGAAGAAUUCAAGCAAGAAUGUAUUAAACAGAGUGAUGUCAAAGGGUGUAAACAAGAACACUGGUAGUAAUGCACACAGAUCUUCAUUGGCAUCAAUUCCGGGCAAUCACUCCUCCAUUCCUGUGAAAAAUACCUCGGUGAAUGCAACGAGCGAUUCUCCACCGUCUGAAUCAGCUUUAUCUGUGGAUCAGAAAGCAAAACCAGAAAAAACAACAUUCCCCCCAAAAGAGGACGACGAUGCUCACUCCACUUCCUCAGGUGCCACUCCACGUGGAAGGAGAAACAGUUGUCCUGGUUUUGCUUUCCGGUUGGACGAACGUGCUGAAAAGAGGAAGGAGUUCUUUUUGAAGCUAGAAGAGAAAAUCCAGGCGAAGGAAGUUGAGAAAACUAAUCUGCAGGUUAAAUCUAAGGAAAGUCAGCAAGCGGAGAUUAAGCAGCUGAGAAAGAGUAUGACAUUUAAAGCAACACCAAUGCCAAAUUUCUACAAGGAACCUCUUCCAAAGCCUGAACUAAAGAAGAUACCAACCACUCGUCCAGUAUCACCGAAGCUUGGUAGACAUAAGAACUCAACUGCUGAAGCAGGCACAUCUGUUCACAGUCCACGUCAAAACGGCGAACCAAGCAAUUCACCAAAAGCAUUUCGACCUAAAUCCGAUAAAGAGGCCACUAUUUUGAAAAAACCAGCUAAAAAGCCCCAAACCAAACUCCAUCCAAACGAAGCUACAGGAUCUAAAACUGAAGGAGCUGCCAUCAAGCCAAAACCAAAGAUCAACAAACCCGAAAGACACCACCCAAAGCCCGACACUGUAGAGACUAUGAAACAGCAGGAGGACCAGCCAGUUGACUGUCCCGAAUCAAAUGACAGCGGGGACGUGAACUCUGGGUUGGAUCCUCCCAACAACGAGGGACCAACAACCACGGCCUCUCCAGAGAUCAUGGCACCUGAAAUAGCUGUUGGAGGCUAAACAUAAACACAGUUCUCACUUCCAAGACAUCAUGUUUAGAAGGUUUGAAAAUUUUUAUGGUAAGUAUUGUGAAUAGAAUGUUUGUCAGUUUUCAUUGUCAAAUUUAUAAAUUUGGUGUCUACAAGUCAACAUAAGUAUUUGUUCUUUCCAUUUGUUUUUUUGCUUCUCUUUUAUCUUACAAGUGUUUAUUAGGUAUAUAUAUAUAUAUAAUACACACAUUAUAUAUAUCUCAUUUUAUUGAUGUAUUAGAACUUCCUGUACAAUUUAUAUGCACUUCAUUUAUUAAUUGAUUGCAUUUAUAGUA